This is a messenger RNA of Aspergillus pseudonomiae, 1173 nucleotides long. RefSeq lists its product as uncharacterized. Lineage: Eukaryota; Fungi; Ascomycota; Eurotiomycetes; Eurotiales; Aspergillaceae. The record is from RefSeq and is a predicted model, not a curated record. Bases 258 to 1106 code for a protein of 282 amino acids. The transcript is spliced from 4 exons.
AUUUCGUUACGUUCACUCACGUGACGUACUGGGGAACAGAGGUAAUGCCGAAGGUUUUUCCAUUCCUGGAUCUGGACAACAUUGCCCAUGUUGCGCAGCGUCGACAGCAGCGCUGAACCUCAUCUGGAGCAUUCAUACACAUAACACGCCCUACUCGCCCUGUGUAUGCUUUGAUAAAUUAUUUUACUAUUCAUUAUUUCUUUUGGUAUAGUAGAAGGUGGCUACUGUUGCCCCUUGAGGCGCGACUGCUCGGUAUUAUGUCUGUGACUGUUCACUCUCUGAUAGUUGAGCCUGAUGAUUUAAUCCCGAGGGGGGGACAUGCCGAAGGUUCUGACUUGGGGCAACUUACUCCUUGGGUAUUCGAACAUGCCGAUAUCGCCGAUAGUGAUUGCACCGAAUUUUGGCCUCAUGAAAGAGAGGACUUCAGGGAUUUCUUCUGGCUUCUUAAUUCAUACUACGAUGAGCUGAAUGAAGCCAGUGAAAAGAAUAUCACACAUGCCUUGAAAGUAACCGAGACGAUCACACUCCCGAAGAAAAAUUGGAAAGUCUCUAGAAGAGAGUACUUCGCCAACUUAAUGAGGUCGCAAGGUAUGCUACUGAGGGUAUUAGUGCAAACAGUCUAUCGUAAGCUUAAAGAUCAUGGAUUGGAGACUCAACUUCACUUCCCUGUGUCAAAAUUUAAACAAACAUAUGUUAUUGGCGGGGAAAGGUAUGCUUCCAGACCAGACGGAGCAGCUAUGGUUGGUCCACAAGAGCGACGUUUGCCUAUCCUCUCCUUUGCUGGUUGGUAUGAAGGGCAGACAUGGGGUGAAUUUCUAGCAGAAAUUCUUAGUAUAAUGCUGGGGCAGCUUGCAAGAAAUCGCAACGUAGAUUCCCGAGACCAGGAAGCCUUUAUUAUUGGAUUCCAUGGGCGAUGUAUCUAUAUUGCCCGUGGAUAUUUUACGAGUGAGUUAAUUUCGCGGGCACAUCUCAAAGGCUGCACAGAAGAUGAGACUAUCGAGAUACAAUUCACACGAGGCUAUGAUCUCUCAUUGAAGGAAGACUGGCUUGAGGCUAUAAAUACACUAGCCAGGCUACUCCGAUAUCUUUCUAAGCGGAAACGCUGAGAUGAAGACCUCAUAGGCCUAUAUGCAUAUUCCUUCCAGUCCUAACGCAUGUAUCUAAAUUGUUGUC